AUGGAACAAACAAAAGAUGGAUACCAACUCUCCUACGUCCGACUGGACGACACACCAGCGGCGUCAGAAUCAGGGCACAAACGACCACUAUCAUCGGCCGAACAAGCUCUCUUGCAGUCACAGACGCCGGAGUUCUGGGGAACAAGCUGGACCUUGGAGAUCCUGGGAUGUCUCACCUCGAUUGUCUUCCUCGUUGGUAUCAUCAUGGUACUGUUCUACUACAAUGGCAGACCAAUGCCCCAAUGGCCGUACGGGAUCACUCUCAACGCCCUUGUUUCUGUUCUCAGCACGGUCAUGAAAGCUGCCAUGGUCUUCAUCCUGACCGAGUCUCUCUCUCAACUGAAAUGGUCCUGGUUUCGCGACGGAAGAAAGCUGAGUGAUCUUCCGCUGCUCGAUGCUGCCAGUCGCGGCGUCGUGGGUGCUAUCGUCGUUCUAUUCCGAUUCCUACCUCGCCAUCUUGUCUCACUCGGGUGUCUCGUCCUCGUCAUCGCAGCCGCGACAGACCCGUUCGUCCAGCAAGUCAUCGGCAUCUCCAUGCGUUCAGUGCACGCCCCAGGCCACUCGUCUGUUCAAGUGUGCAACGCCAGCCUGUACACGGAUUACAGUGAGGGCGCAGGCCCGGGAAUGAACACGGUGCCGCUGGGAACGGCGGGCGCAAUCUAUUCGGGCAUUUACCAGAACCAAAGUCCCAACAGCAAUGCCGUCCUCGCGAGCUGCCCGACGGGGAACUGCACGUUCGCACCGUACCAGUCUCUCGGGUUCUGUAGUCGCUGCAGCAACAUCACCGACUCCCUUCAGCUAUCCAAAUCACCGUUUGGAUCAUCGACCAAGUAUAACUACACGUUACCGAACGGCUUAUCAUUCAUCACCUCCGAGAACAUGAUGUAUUUGAUGAACGCCACGACGGGACUGGACUUCAUCGACUUGGAUGCAUCAAACCUACCGCUCAUCCUCAACUUCACCGCCAUCAGCUCAUCCGGCUACGGCACAACCGCGAUCAGCGCAACAGAAUGCGCGCUUUACUUCUGCGUCCAGACGUACGAGGCGGCCGUGCGAGAAGGUGAAUUCUCAGAAAAGCGCACGGCAGUCUCCACUGCCUCUAAUUACUCAACCUCCUACAUGGCGGUCUUGGAGGACUUUGCCCUUACACCAGAUGUCUGCUACGUCAAUGGGACCCGCCACGAAAAGCCAUACACGAGCCUCGCAAAAGACUGCGUCUACAACGUCAACUGGCUGAGCCGUCUGGCCAUGUUGAAUUCCCUCUCCCCAUUACUCCGAGGCAAAGGCUCUCUCUUCGUCAGCAACCGCCCCAGCUGGAAACCAGAAACCCUCAAUGCCGUCUACGGCUUGUCAGGGAACUACACCGAUAUCGCCUCCAUGUUCGACUCGCUCGCAUCCUCGCUAACACUCCACGCGCGAUCGAAAGUCUGCGGCGCAACCGUUAACGGGACUACCUGGACCGUCCAGUCAUAUGUGCAUGUGCGCUGGCUGUGGUUGAUCCUGCCGGGCGGGUUGGUUCUGCUGAGCGGUGCCUUCCUGUUUAUUACCAUCCUGCACACGCGUCAUCAGUAUAUCUGGAAGUCGUCGCCUUUGGCGCUGUUGUUUUCGGAUUUGAAUGUUGAUGCGCCUGGACCGCUGAAGGCGGCCCCGACGCUGAAGGGGAUGGAGGAUACGUCGAGGAAGAUGGAGGUGUGGUUGGAGACGUCGGCUGAGGGCGUGAGGUUGAAAGCUGUGCCCAGGUAG
Aspergillus terreus NIH2624 is the source of this 1743-nucleotide messenger RNA. Its product is annotated as DUF3176 domain-containing protein. Lineage: Eukaryota; Fungi; Ascomycota; Eurotiomycetes; Eurotiales; Aspergillaceae. The transcript has 2 exons. Bases 1 to 1743 code for a protein of 580 amino acids. The record is from RefSeq and is a predicted model, not a curated record.